Molecule: messenger RNA, 2756 nt
Organism: Colletes gigas
Lineage: Eukaryota; Metazoa; Arthropoda; Insecta; Hymenoptera; Colletidae
Product: glutamyl aminopeptidase-like
Exons: 16
Coding region: 1-2739 (912 amino acids)
Biological process (GO): peptide catabolic process; proteolysis
Cellular component (GO): cytoplasm
Molecular function (GO): zinc ion binding; metalloaminopeptidase activity; peptide binding
Source: RefSeq, a predicted model, not a curated record
AUGACCAACUGGAGAUUUAUCUUAAUCACAGUGGUUUUAAUGAGAGCGAAGGAUUUUUGCGCGAUCGACGACGAAGCGUUUAAAAAUAAAUCCAUGGAUCUGGAUCUAGAGAAACGACUGACCGCGGACGUUGUCCCUAACAGAUACGUGAUCGCGAUUUCCAUCGAUUUAAAAAGAGAUCAGUUCCACGGUUCCAUUCGUAUCGAUAUCGAUGUUCUUAGACCUCAAAAUCGCAUCGUUUUGCAUUCGAGGAACCUAACUAUUUCGUCGACGAAAUUGUACUCGUCAAGAUGGCGAACGGAAGUGCGAAUAGAGUCCGUGUUUCCCGUAGACGAGCGUGAAAUGUUGGUUAUCAAACCGUACAGAAUCGUCCCACUGGGAGAGUAUUUUUUAAAAAUGAACUUCAGCGGCGACUUGAAGGGGAAAAUCAAUGGAUUCUACUUGAGCAAAUACGUUGACCUCGACCAGACAGUCAGAAAAGUGGCGGUGACGCAGUUCGAGCCACUCUACGCGAGAAACGCGUUUCCCUGCUUCGACGAGCCACGCUUCAAAUCCACAUUCGUCGUUCGCCUCCUGCACACGGAAAAGCCCCCGUAUCAUGCGUUAUCGAACAUGCCAGUCGCAAAAGUCCAGACGACGAACAACGAAACGAUCACGUUCUUCGAUGCAUCGCCUCCGAUGUCCACGUACGUCGUCGCCUUCCUCCUCAGCGACUUCGACUGUCUGUUGGCCAACGCGACGCUCCUAAACGGCACCACGUUUCCGCUGAACGUGUGUGCCAGGCCUAUGUACAAACACAAGGCAACCUUUGCCCUGAACGUUGCUGUCCGAGUGAUGGAGUAUUAUUCGAGCGUUCUUAAUAUCGACUAUCCGCUGCCGAAACUUGAUCUAGUCGCGAUACCCGAUUUCGGGGCUGGCGCCAUGGAGAACUGGGGUUUGAUCACGUUUCGCGAGACGGAACUGCUUCACAGCGGAAACGACAGCUCCUCUAUGAACACCAAGAGCGUCAGCCUGACGGUGGCCCACGAAUUGGCGCACAUGUGGUUCGGAAAUCUGGUCACCAUGAAGUGGUGGAACGAUCUCUGGCUGAACGAGGGAUUCGCGACUUACAUGGAGUACAUGGCGAUCGACUUUGUCUUCCCCGAGUGGAACGAGAUGGACUCCUUUCCCUUGCGUACCAAGUAUGUUUCCAUGAAGCACGAUAGCAAGAUUCGCGCCCGUCCCGUUGUGAAGCGCGUGGAGGAUCCAGAAGAGAUCGAGGAAAUGUUCGAUCGUAUCUCCUAUCAAAAGGCAGCAGCUGUGCUUAGGAUGCUGGAGGACGCGAUCGGUAAUUCGAAGUUCGUUCUCGGCGUGAGAAGAUACUUGGACGAAUAUCGGUUCCGCAACGCGGAGUCGGACGAUCUGUUCGAACUUUUAGGGAACAGCACCCGCGGGGACGUCGAUAUCGUCGACUUUAUGAGCCGGUGGACGAGGAUUCCCGGAUUCCCGGUGAUCAACGUCGUUCGUCGAGAUAGCGCGGCGUUUAGGCUCUCCCAGCAGCGUUUCGCGGCGAGCAAGAAAUUUCACGAGAUUCACGACGGCGGAAGCUGGACCAUUCCCAUAAAAUACAUAACGAGCAGAAGGGACGGCGCGAAGCUCGAUUGGUUCCUCGCGAAUUAUUCUUGCGUGGUAUUGUCUCUGGAAAGGACGGUCGAUUGGAUUAAAUUAAACCACAGAUCGAUCGGGUAUUACGUCGUAAAUUACACGGAAGAUGCAUGGAACGCGUUCGGGGAUUUAUUGUACAACGACCACCAAACAUUGAGCCCCGUGGACAGAGCAGACUUGUUGCACGACGCUUUUCUUUUAACGGGCGCUGCCGAUCUGUGUUUCUCGGUGGCGAUGAACUUGACCUCUUAUCUGGCGAUCGAAACGGCUUAUCAGCCUUGGGCAGUGGCCGCCGAAUGGUUCGCUCGGAUGAACAGAUUGCUGCAAGGGACACGCGUGCACGCGCCUUUUCAGUCGUACGCCAGGACUCUCGUCGACAAAAUCUAUCGUCAGGUCGGAUGGCACGUAGACGAAGAGAAAUCGGUCGCCAACAGAGAACUGGGCGUGUUGGUGUUGAACGCAGCUUGCAGCGUGGGUCACGAACACUGCCUCGACACGGCCGGGAGGAAGCUGAGGGAGUUCGUUGGGAGCGAGGGUACACAAACGCCGCCAGCCGAUAUUCGGUCUAUCGUCUACUCGUUCGGCCUUGUCACGCACUCGGACGACAUUGGAUCAAUAUUUGAAAACAUGUCGCGGCUACUCGCGACGGAGACCGACGCCCAAGAAAGGGAACGCCUGAUCAAGGGACUGACCAAUGUUCGAGAUAAGGGCGCCCUAAAUCGGUACCUCGAACGCGCGACCAAUGAGAACUUUGUACGCAAACAAGAUUUCGCCGACGUGUUGGUGAAAAUUGCAUCGAAUCCCACGGGACUGGACGUAGCCUGGAAUUUCGUACGAUCUCGAUGGGACAACCUCGUCGACGAGUACGUUGCAAACGGUUACGCUUUGGGUAAAGCUGUCGUCGCGAUCGUCUCGUUCUUCAAAGACCGGGAAAUGCUGCAAGAGGCCAAACGAUUCUUUCGCGAACACGACGAUCUCGGGGUAACGGAGAGCACAAAGAGAAACGCUAUCGAGGAGAUUGAAAACAGCAUCGAUUGGUUGGACGCGAACGUGCAAAACAUCGACCGGUGGCUGACGGCCAAUGGGUUCGAUUAAAUCCCGCGUUUUCCAAU